Messenger RNA from Coffea arabica (coffee), 2685 nucleotides. Its product is annotated as zinc-finger homeodomain protein 6. Gene Ontology annotation, biological process: regulation of DNA-templated transcription; regulation of developmental process. Gene Ontology annotation, molecular function: transcription cis-regulatory region binding; DNA-binding transcription factor activity. Gene Ontology annotation, cellular component: nucleus. The record is from RefSeq and is a predicted model, not a curated record. NCBI's taxonomy places the organism in Eukaryota, Viridiplantae, Streptophyta, Magnoliopsida, Gentianales, Rubiaceae.
AGACAAUGGACCAGUGUGCAGGUGUUUAGUGAGUACGAGCAUGACUUUGUCGGUUGUUUUGUAGAGUGAGUCUCCCACUGUCAUCGGUGUCCAGUACCACCGAGGUUACCUCACUCUCAACUUGGAGUGCAUUUCAGCUGCUCCCUUUGAUGGAUGGAAUUUUAUGGGGCUGGAUGGCUGUUGGGAGACACAAGCCCUUCCUUUCUUUUGUUACUUCUAAACCCUCUUAUCACGUCCAUCUCUCAUUUUCACUCGCUGAUUAUUCCUCCCAAAACUCCUCCUCAACUUCUAUAAUUAACUUCGCUCGGUACCGACUGCCAAGUUUUUUUUUUCAACGUUUUUGCUUGGCUUCAAGGGUCCCAUGUCCAAUCUAAUCUUCUCAUCUCCCAAGUGAAUUUCAAGAUUCCUCUAAUUUUCUUACUCUGGAGUUUCCUGAAAUUAAUCCCUUCUAAGCAUGGACCUUUUAGACCAUUUCUGUAUCAAAUACUACCACUAAAUCGGCUUACGUAUUGAGAACGAGGUUGAAAAAUUAGUGAGAUGGGACCACUUGGUUUAGCACCAAAAACGUCCAUAUCAAGCUGAAAAGAAAGCACAUGUCUGAGAUUACUUAGUUGAUUAUCAUUUAUCUCUUUGGUUUAUGUAUGCUCUGGGGAUUAGACUAGUCGAGUUCAUGCUCCGAGAAAAUUAGUGAUUAGCGCAGGUUCACAGUUAGACAGAAGCUUAUGUUUUGCUGAUUAUGAUGAAGGUAAUCUGAGAGAGAGAGAGAGAGAGAUCAACAGCCGAGGUGGUUCAAAGAUCAAGGCUCACUACUGUUGCUAUCAAAAUCCAUGGAGCCAAGAGGGCAAGAAAAGGAUAUAGGCAGCCUCCCAUACUCGGUGGGUUAUAGUCCACCUUCAUUCACCAACGAAUCCUCAACCAAGCCACCUUCAGCUCCAAGUUUGGAUAGAAGAAGAAUUGAUGCCGGCCGCGGAAGUAUCAUCCCUAUCACCCCCAGUCCUAACCAAACCCUAGAUCAGCAGCAAAAUCCACCACAACAACAACUAUAUGCACAUAAAGACUCGAACCCAGAUCCAGAUCCAGUUCAAGUUACCAAUGCAACCCCCAUAAGUGGUGCAUCUAACUCGAAGACAGCGACAGUGGCAGCUCAACAGCCGCCACCAGCACCAGCAGCUUCAGGAGCUAAUACAACUGCUCCUGGCUCAUCGGUUCGAUAUCGCGAAUGCCUCAAGAAUCAUGCAGCAAGCAUGGGAGGACAUAUUGUCGAUGGAUGUGGAGAAUUCAUGCCUAGUGGAGAGGAAGGCACUCCUGAAGCCUUAAGGUGUGCAGCUUGCGAUUGCCAUCGCAAUUUUCAUCGGAAAGAGGGCGAUGGCGAACCGCAAGCCGGUACAAGUGGCUAUUACACACAAAACCAUACGCCCAGACUGCACAAUAGUGCUCAUCAGGCGACACUAUUUCGUACUCAACCUCAAACUUCUCCCAUUAGAAUGCCGCCUCAGCAUCAUCAUCAUCAGCAGCAGCAUAAAUUUGCUCAUAGUUAUUCCCAUGGUUUAACCGCUAGUCCGACAGGUCCUAUGGCGCCUAUCAUGAUGACUUUUGGAGGAAAUAGCGGAGGAGCUGCGGCGGAGUCCUCUAGUGAAGAUCUUAACAUGUUUCAGUAUAAUGCUGGAGGACAAGUGGUGCAGCAAGCGUUCUCGGUGUCGAGAAAGAGGUUUCGGACAAAAUUUACACAACAACAGAAGGAUAGAAUGAAUGAAUUUGCUGAGAAGCUGGGGUGGAAGAUCCAAAAGCAAGAUGAACAAGAAGUGCAGCAGUUUUGCAGUGAGGUAGGAGUAAAGAGACAGGUCUUCAAGGUUUGGAUGCACAAUAACAAACAAGCAAUGAAGAAGAAACAAAUCCUUCACCACUGACAAUGAGUUGAAAUAUGAUACUCCCUCAUCAAUUUUACAGCUGGAUGGAAAGACUGUCUAGCUUUGAGUACUUGAUCACAUACUGGCCUGGUCAGUUGUUUGCUUCUUUGAUCUGGUCAAAAUUACUUGGAAACUCCAAUAGCACGUACAAUAAUAAGUCUAGUUCACUAUAUGUUAGUUGUCGUAUUACAGUAAACAGAUUAGGGCACAUAAGGAGAAUUUCUUAAAAAUUGAAUGAUUACCCAAUGAUUGGAUAACCCUAAACAAGUAGUUAGGUAAUCCUGUGUAUAAUAUACAGGCGGACAGUUUCCGGAAGAGAUGAGUUGUGUGCCUUAAUCAUCACAACAUAGGAACUGAGAGUACAACCGUCAGAUUUAGUCAGUGAAAACUAGAUUUUGAUGCAGCAAGUAGGCCUGGAAAGUGAGCUUAUGAUUAUGAGAUAAAAGAUAUAUUCCAGCGGACGAUCCAAGAGGGGAAACAAUUGCAAAUCCUCUCCAUGCAGGAACAUAUUUCUAUUUUCCUCUUAAAAUGUGUACUUUCAGCAUGAGUCGCAUAGAACAAACUAACUGAAAUUGAACUCAUAACUAUGUAGACAUAAAAAAUAAUUUAUGUUAAGAAACUUCAAUUAGAGAGUCAACCGUGUUUUGAGUUGGGUAUUCAGUAAUCAGUAAGUGAAUGAAACUCUCUACUAGAUCAUAAUAAAGUAGGACCAAGCCACAGGACAAGAAUAUUAACUUGGCUAUAAUAAACCGUGUUUUUUCAAGUUUUUGCUGAUCCC